Andrographis paniculata is the source of this 3039-nucleotide messenger RNA. RefSeq names its product putative late blight resistance protein homolog R1B-13. The transcript has 2 exons. NCBI's taxonomy places the organism in Eukaryota, Viridiplantae, Streptophyta, Magnoliopsida, Lamiales, Acanthaceae. The coding region runs from base 145 to 2907 and encodes 920 amino acids. Gene Ontology annotation, biological process: defense response to other organism. Gene Ontology annotation, molecular function: ADP binding. The record is from RefSeq and is a predicted model, not a curated record.
GGAAUCCUCCUCUUUCAUCUUCCUUUACUUCUCUUUUGUGAAAGCUUUGAAUUACUUUUUCUUACCUUUAAUGUGAUGUUUUUGUACAAUAUUACGAUCAUUAACCAUUUUUGCAACUUAGGAAGUUCCUAAAUUGAAUCGAGCAUGGCUGCAUAUGCCUUUCUGGCUCCUGUGGAUACUUUGCUGCAUCAUCUUCUGAAUUCAUCUCAAGUUCAUCUUCUUCGAUCGGAUAAAAAACUCCUACAAUUUUCCUACAACAAAGUUGUGUCCUUACAAAAGGCUGUCGAAGAUUUCGAAACAUUGGAUGUAAGCGAAAAUAGUUGCAAGAAGGCGAAGUUCUUGGAUCGACUAAUCAAAGAGGCGGUGAGGAGGUUCGAAGACAUUCUCGAACCACAUUUAUCGACUCAAUAUCUAUCGCAAAUCGCAAACUCGAAUAAUCCAAAUCAUCCGCGAGUUUUCGUGGUAGACCUCAAGGAGGUGAAAGAAGACAUUUCAUCUUUUACGCGAUUUGUGAUGGCGAUCACGAUGGAGUAUGUCGAGAACAUGAAGUCGGGCGAGAAAGAAAUGUCUUCUUCUAGAAGCAAAAAUGUAGGCGAAAGCACGAUCAAAUAUUCCGAAGGCGCGCAACUUGAUUACUUACAAAUGAAGAGCCUUCAAAACUACUCCGUAGAUAAAGUGGAAGAAGUCGAGUACGAGGAAGAAUGCUGGCGACCAACAAGUAACUAUCAAAUGGUCGGAUUAGUCGAUCAAUUUGUUGAACUCAAAACUUCGCUCGUAAAGGGCUCCCACGAGAUUACAAUAAUCUCGGGGAUGGCUGGUAUUGGUAAGACUACUCUGGCUAGACAACUUUUUAACGAUCCCUUGAUCUCGAGUCACUUCAAGUACCGCGCUUUUGUCUCGAUAGGACAAAAGUACGAGUUGAAACAAGUUGUAAUAGAUAUAUUGUCUCAAAUGGAGGAUCAUGACAUUGAAAUGUUGCAAUGUAUAAAGGAAAGGGAGUUGUUGAAGUAUUGGGAAAGAAUCUCGAAAACAAAGAGAUACCUACUUGUAUUGGAUGAUGUAUGGAGCCUUCAUUUAAGCUCUUCUUUAAAACUAGUACAAGGAAAAGGUCGAACCCUCGUAACGUCGAGGAUCGAAAGCGUUUUCGCCUACUCAAACGAUGUCCAAAUGCGCUUCCUUAGCGAAGACGAGAGUUGGUUCCUACUUCGCGAGAAAGUUUUUGGAAAGGAUUCUUUAUGCCCUUCCGAGCUCGUCGAAGUUGGAAAAAAGAUAGCGAAGAAUUGCGAGGGGCUCCCUUUAGCAAUUGUUGCGAUUGCGAAACUUUUAAGAUCGAAAGGCGAGGAAACCUUAACCUUAGAGUAUUGGAACAUUGUGUCCGAAGAUGAUAAUCCUCUUUCGAUUGGAAACGAUGAUCAAGAUCCGAUGAUGAACACUUUGUACUCGAGUUACGAACCGUUGAUACAAAGCCUAAAAGCGUUCUUUUUGUACAUGGGAGUUUUUCCGCGAAGAUUUGAGAUGGUCGCGUCGAAGCUGUUCAAGCUAUGGUUAGGCGAAGGCUUCAUCAAGACGAGAAUGGUCGACGAAGGCGAUUGGGAAGAGAUUUGUAUGAUGUACUUGAAUGAGCUGAGGAUCAGCAAUGUUGUUUUGAUCAUUGAAGUUUCUUUAGAAGGUAAGAUCAAAACUUGCAAGCUGCAUUCGGUUUUUUGGCAUCUCUGCGUCGGCGAGGCGAGGAAGGAGGAUUUUUUUCGAAUUGUUCGAGGAUAUUCGAGCGAUUUAUUCGCCGAAUGGAUAAAAGGGCAGCGAAGAUUGUGCGUUCAAAACAACACCUUGUUCGGGAUUAAAGAUUCCUACAAUUUGAUAUCCUCUGUUUCGAGCGCGCGCUCGCUUCUUUGCACCGGCGUGCACCAUAACUAUCCGGUGCGUAUGUGUUUCGAGAUGAUGUUGCUCCGAGUGCUCGAUGCUCUUACUAUCCGAUUCUACGUGUUCCCCUACGACGUCGUGAAACUAAUGUUGUUACGGUACCUUGCUUUCACUUACACCGGAUUGCUACAUUCGUCGAUAUCCCAGCUUUGGAAUCUUCGAUUCUUAAUCAUCCGGCGACAUUUAUGUAUUAUAUCGCCUAAAGCGCCGUUACUUUUGCCGGUGGAGAUUUGGCAAAUGAAAGAACUCCGUCAUCUUGAAGUCACCGGAGGUGUCCUACCGGAGCCUUACGCCGGCGCGAUCCUACCAAAGCUAGCGACAAUUUUGGACAUUAGUGCACAGAGUUUUCGAGCUAAAGUUGUCGACGCCAUUCCAAAUGUCGACAAGCUAGGAAUCGAGAUCGACUCAUCGGCAGAUGAUCCUUUUUCCUUCUUCGACAACAUUUCUCGACUCGAAAAUUUAACGUCCCUUAAAUGCAGUGUUAUAAAUCCGAAGCCGAAGUCGCAGGCCGUCGCGCCCCCUGCUCCGGCUGGGAUAUUUCCGCCAAAGCUUCGGAAGCUGAGCUUGAGUGGAUUUGGAUAUCCAUGGAAGUACAUGAGGGAGAUUGGUGAAUUGGAGUGUCUGGAAGUGCUGAAGCUGAAGAACUAUGCCUUCCAUGGCGUCGAAUGGAAGUCUAAUAAUUCGGAGUUUCCGAAUCUGAGAUUCUUGUGCCUUGAAGAUCUUGAUUUGGUUCGAUGGCGAUGUAAUCGAUCCUCGUUCCGGCGAGUGAGGAAAUUGGUGAUCAGGCAUUGCUACAAACUGCAGAAAAUUCCAGAGGAGCUUGGGAUUGAUCCUUCGGAGAUGGAAGUGAUGGAGCUUGUGGAAGUCAAGCCUUCGGUUGUAGCUUCUGCUAAAAAUGUGAUUCUGCAACGGAAGAAGAAAAAUGUCGAAGGACUGCAACUUUAUGUGGAUUGUGAGUGGGAAGAUGAGCUCCCCCGGCAGCCAUGAUUUUCUCUGUAAGCAAGCUUGGAGAGUGAUGAAUGUUGCAGAUGAUAUAUAGUUAUGUUACUUUAGGGUUGUGUUUUUGUUGUCGCUUAUUGAUAAGGUAAAAAGUAUAAUUAAAAUUUAUUUAUUUUUGUU